Molecule: messenger RNA, 671 nt
Organism: Limulus polyphemus (Atlantic horseshoe crab)
Lineage: Eukaryota; Metazoa; Arthropoda; Merostomata; Xiphosura; Limulidae
Exons: 5
Source: RefSeq, a predicted model, not a curated record
AUGUAAUUUAGUCAUGAAUCCACCAGAUAGAGCCACUAUACACUUCUUUCGUCUAGCCGACUACAUGAAAACUGCUGCUGUUCUCAUGCUAUUGCCAUCCUUGGCAAAUGGUCAAGAUUAUGAAGUUUCAAAUAUUAAAUGCCACGAGAGAGCGUCAGCAAGUGGAUCAGAUAUCUUAACAGCCACCCUCAAAAAGCCUCCGGGAUUCAGAGGCCACCCUGUAUUUGCUGACAACCGACACAUCGACCCGAAGAAACACAAGUUUUGUCAGAUUUUGUCGGACAAGGAUGAUCCAAAAGAGAUGACUUAUUAUUUGAGUAUCUCAGAUUUUUCAGAAUGUCCGCUUCACGAGGAAAACGAAUUUCUUCUGGUGAGGAUUUGGUUUCCACAAGUUCCUGGCGUCGUUUUAAUGAAUGAUCAAGACGUCGCAAUAAAGUGUAAACCCCCAGAUCACGUGAUCACCAAGAAAAAAACAGCUGGAUUCGCUGGAAACAUUCCUUCCGUUGGCCGAGUGUCAGGAAUCGUAGAGAAAAACCCGGGAAAACUAGAAUACGUGCUGCAACUUUAUAAAGAAUCCACCACCAAAAGUGGAAAUUUCGAAAUCCCAAUAGAUGGCGCAGUAAAUAUAGGGACAAUGUUACAGUUGAAAGCUGUAAUAAAUACCAAAUCAG